AUGGUAAAGAACCCCAAAGGAAACUUUAGUGCGCACUGGAUUUUCAAGUACAAAGAAUUCUUUGAUAUCAUGGACGUUGACGAAAAUGGAGUAGUGACUGAAGAGGAAUGCAUUGAUUCAACAACAGAGCGAGCUAAACAAGUUCUCCCAUCUUGGCGAGCCAUGGCGGUGAAUGGUAUACUGUACAGUGCGUUUUACUUGUGGUGGUCAAAUGAAUACACCAACUUUUCAAAGUCCUUCACAUUUCAAGAAAUGCUUCGGAUAGAAGAAUUUGAACUCCCUAUUUCAAGAGAAGAGACCGUAAAAUUGGCAAGAGAUUGGUUUGGCGCAUUUGAUCUUGACUGCGAUAGCAAAUUGAUGGUAGACGAGUAUUCCAACUUCCUUACUAUUUUCCGUAACACUGCUAAGGUUCAAGAUAUAUUUGAUUCCAUUGAUUGGAAUGAGGAUGAUGUGAUUGAUACCAAUGAGUUCAUAGACGCUUUCGAGGACUACUGGGUUGGUCAAAAGCCCAGCCCCUCUGAUGUCUUUUUAGGCACUCGUUAUUAG
Lingula anatina is the source of this 546-nucleotide messenger RNA. RefSeq lists its product as uncharacterized. The record is from RefSeq and is a predicted model, not a curated record. NCBI's taxonomy places the organism in Eukaryota, Metazoa, Brachiopoda, Lingulata, Lingulida, Lingulidae.